UAUCAUAGGGCUGCAGGAAAAUUUUGAUACACUUAAAGCGGUGAUGCCAAAAUCAUUUCUGAUUAAAACGAAAUCAGAAGGACAAGACAUAGCAAUGGAAAAAUAUAGUGCUUUUCAACUUGUGAAACCGUCUACAUAUGAUGCAAUUCUGCCAGUUCCAAGUUGUGUUUUGGGUAUGGUAGGAAAGAAUGUAAUUCAUUCGGCGUUUUAUAAAAGAUACCCAUUUCCGUCGACAGAAAACCAGUCCGCGUCCUUAUGUACCGACACUGAACUUCGCAGCCCCGCAGUGAGUAAUGCCUACGACAUUAGUCCAUAUUCUGAUAAUAGGCGCAUGGAUGUGUGCGCGAGUCCAGAGUCAAGCACGAGUUCGAGUCACAAACACUCAUCUGGCAGUCCAAAUUCAGACAAAGCGUCAAGUGGCGGAGAUGUGUGUUCAAGUCCGCCAUCACCAACAACAUCUAGAGUUAAAGGCGCCACUCUGAGCCCGCAGUCAGGAGCAGGUUCAAGUUGUGAAAAGAACUUUGUUUGCCCAAAGAUGGAAAACAGCUCAGCAGAAAGCGAGUUUACAGCAUUCAGACCCUGGGCAACAAGAGAGAACAGUUCUCCGCAAAACAAAAAAGCUGGAAGUUACGAAGAGAACGUUGCACAGUACUCAAGCUUAUUCUGUCCCAAUUUUCUUUCACAGCCGCUUCGGCCAGACACUCGCUAUCUACUCAACAAUUUUCUCUUGUCUCAGAGUUACUUUCUAGCUGCCAAUUACCAGUACAGAAACCUCUAUCAGGACUUAAAUGCAUGGAAAACACUAGGCUUGAACAGGGACAAUAGUCCGUACAAAGUACAAGAUGGCGUUCUUGAUCUGUCAAUGGGAAAUUACUCUUGCGCAAACUGUGAUAAAAUGUUUACCACUGCACAUGGUCUUGAAGUUCACGUGCGACGCACACAUACUGGAUCCCGGCCGUUCACUUGCGAUAUUUGCAACAAGACGUUCGGACACGAAGUAAGCCUGGAUCAACACAGGAUCGUACAUACGCAUGAACGUGUGUUUUCGUGCAAACAGUGUGGCAAGACCUUCAAGCGGUCGUCCACACUGGCAACUCAUCUUCUUAUACACAGUGAUACACGACCAUUUCCAUGUAUGUACUGCGGAAAAAGAUUCCACCAAAAGUCAGAUAUGAAGAAACAUACAUAUAUCCAUACAGGUGAGAAGCCCCAUAAAUGCAUGCAGUGUGGGAAAUGUUUCAGCCAGUCGUCAAACCUUAUAACUCACAGCAGAAAACACACUGGAUUUAAACCUUUCCCAUGUGAGAGAUGUGGUCGAGCUUUCCAAAGAAAAGUUGACCUUAGACGCCAUGUAGAAACGCAGCACGUGAUCGUUAUGGACAGUCGAGUGAUUCGCCAGAGUUCAGUAUGAUCGACAUGUAGACUGAUUUAUGUUUUAUAUAUGUACAUAUGUAAAUCAUUAUUUUAGCGGUGAAAUAUAUUAUCAUCUUGGCUCUAUGAAGCAUACGAAGUACAUAAUGAAUGUCAAAUUUGCUAUGAAUCGUCCAUAACCCCCAAACUCAUUCGUCCGCCUCGGAUAAUAACUCCCUGAACACUUGAGAGAAAGGGAGAUGACAAUGUGUAUAUUCUUUUAAAAUAUAUCAGUAUAUACGCAUUAUUUAGAUACUUUAACAUGAUGUAAUUGUACACGUAGUUUAAUAAAUUUCAGUGAGGGCCAAAAAAAGGUCAAGUAAUUAUAAUGAAUUUUACUUCAAAAUAACAGAGUUCUGCAAAAAAAAGUAAUAAAAAUGAAUA
Molecule: messenger RNA, 1794 nt
Organism: Mercenaria mercenaria
Lineage: Eukaryota; Metazoa; Mollusca; Bivalvia; Venerida; Veneridae
Product: zinc finger protein Gfi-1-like
Exons: 4
Coding region: 44-1411 (455 amino acids)
Biological process (GO): regulation of transcription by RNA polymerase II
Molecular function (GO): DNA-binding transcription factor activity; RNA polymerase II cis-regulatory region sequence-specific DNA binding
Source: RefSeq, a predicted model, not a curated record